ACGCGAAGGCCCUGGGCGCGAGGACUCUCUUUCCCGUGGUGCCCCGCGCGGGAGCGGCCUGCAGGCCUCGCCGCCUUGACGGAGCGUCUGAGGGGCUUCGCUGAGGGAGAGGAAGAGGCUUCGCCGACGAGACCCGCCGACCGCCAUGGGCUCCCUGCUCAGCCGCCGCAUCGCCGGCGUGGAGGACAUCGACAUCCAGGCCAACUCGGCCUACCGGUACCCGCCCAAGUCCGGUAAGGCCCGGGCCGCCGCCCCCGCACCUGGGGGGGCCGGAGCCCCGCGGAAGGAAUCAUCAUCAUAAUAAUAAUAAUAAUCAUAAUAAUCAUAAUGAUGAUGGUGAUAUUGGUAGUAGGGACCCCUCUUGCUCCUCAGCUUCCCCUCCCCAGUUUUUGUUGGGGGUUCUCCCCCUCCCCCGACCCACAGGGGGGUCCCUGUUAUUCCCCGCAGCCUGAGAGGAAAAGCGGAUUCCUUUCUCGGAGCGGCCGCCCAGGCUCUUCCUGGGUCGCGGCGGGUUGGACUAGAUGACCCCUGGGGGCCCCUCUGGCCGCCAUUCCUGCCUUCCAGGGGCUCGGGCUGCCUCCGCCGCUCUUCAUCCCCCCUGAGGAUCGCACGGGCGUUUGGCAUCGCAGAGCAACAGCGCAGUUGAAUUAUUAUUUUUUGGAUAGCAGUUUAUUGAUUUAUCAAAAAGAACUGUAACAAUACCAAAACAAAGCAAAUUGACUUCCGUGGGUAGGCAAACUAAGGCCCAGGGGCCGGAUCCGGCCCAAUCGCCUUCUCAAUCUGGCCCGCAGACAGUCUGGGAUUCAGCGGGUUUUUACAUGAGUAGAAUGUGUGCUUUUAUUUAAAAUGCAUCUCUGGGUUAUUUGCGGGGCAUAGGAAUUCGUUCAUCCCCGCCCCCCAAAAAUAUAGUCCGGCCCCCCACAAGAUCUGAGGGACAGUGGACCGGCCCCCUGCUGGAAAAGGUUGCUGGCCCCUGCAGUCUAGUCCCUUCCUUGGUUCCAUUAUUUUUCAAUAUACUGCAUGUCCAUUGUGCGAUAGCGCAGUGUAAAAGGCCCACGAUAAAAAGAGCCUUUUUGCCUGGCACCUGAAGAUGCAGGUGAGGAAGGUGCCUGCUGAGCCUCCCUGGGGGAAGCGCUUCAGGAAAGGGGAGCCACCACCGAAAAGCCCCCCUCCUCCUCCUGCCUCCCUUUGGGCCACUUUGCCUGGAGGGAUUGGGGUCCUGGGCCCUUGAAAGGUCCACAGCAGCACUUUGAACGGGGCCUGGAAACAGAGGGGCAUCCAAGACAAAAGGACCCUUGGCUUUCCCUCCCAACUCUGCCACCCUGAUCCCCCAUUCCCAAAUGUGACCAGAAGCCCCCCCCCAUCAGAAGAGCCUGGUGGCAGGUGCCUCUUCUGAGAAGCCAGGAGACCACCUGAGCAUAGCUCCCUUCCCCCUCCCCCCCCCCGGGGACCCAGCCGCUGAAAAGGAGCCAGUCAAACGGGCAGAGAGGAAAGAAAACACCUGCAAAUGUCAUUGCUGGUUUUUAAUCGUUUGAACAUUUCAAGCAGUGGCUUUUCCCGGAUGAUUUUCAUGUAUUAUUGUAUGAAUUUUGCGAAAUAAAAUAAAUAAAUAGCCACCGGUCCCAAGGGCUCCUCAAUGCCCCUUGGUCCUGGAGGCAGAGAGGUCUGUCAAUUUCAUGUAUCAUUUGUCUGCUUUCUGGCUGAACAGGGAUGUUUGCAGAGUUUUGUUCCAAUGUGCUUGUGACGCCCCCCCCCCUCCAGCUGCUAUGAACCAGAACAGCUGAGAAUGGAGCCUCUGUGCUCAGUGGCAGCCUACCUUUGAGUCUCUGGUGAGGGGGCCACCUUCAUGCCCAGCUUGUGAGCUUCCCAGAACUGCUCAUUGAUGGAAACCGGGUUACAUGGCUGUCUCCACCCCCAUGUACAGCUGUAGUGGGCGCCCUGAGAGCUGUUGCCCUCGGAUCCUGCUUGCAGGCUUCCCUUUGCUUGGCCACUCGGAGAGCAGGAUUCCGGAACAGAUCCAACUGCAGCCGGGAUCUUCUAAUGUUCUUAUCAUGGCGUGCCCCUCCCUCCACUGAGCCAUUGCUAGGCAGCAGCAGUGGGCUGCCCCUUCCUCUUCUCUGCCUCCCCACAUAUUGCCUGCCUGCCAGUUCUCUUCUUCCAGGUGCCUGCCAACAGCAAGGUGGGUGGUUGUAAGCCUGCAUUGCACAGCCCACAAAAGGGGCUCUUUCCACAAAUCUUGGGGUGGGGGGCAAGUGAAGCUUUUGGCUGCCAGCUGGUGUGGAUGUCUGCCCUCUCCCACUCCAGAGGGAGCUUGCUGAGCCCCGCCUUGUGCCAAAGUCCUGCCAGUGCCCUUGGCAUCUGUGCCCGAUCAGCGGUGCAGGUCCUUUCUCAACUGUGAGGCUCACUGUGUGACUUUGGGCUGCCCUACCCUGCAGGGUUGUUGUGAAGAUAAAAUGGGUGUGUGUGUGUGGGAAGAACUCUAUAUGAUGACCUUGAGAUCCUUGUGCGGACAACGGUGGUUAAAAAUGUAAUAAAUACACAUGUAAAACCAGGUCUUUGCCUUCUCUUCAGGGAACUACUUUGCCAGUCAUUUUUUCAUGGGAGGCGAAAAGUUUGACACGCCACACCCUGAGGGCUACCUUUUUGGGGAGAACAUGGACUUGAACUUCCUUGGCAACAGGCCCGUCCAGGCAAGUACUCAUGAUUUUGGUGCACCAAAAUGAACCGGGGGGAGGGGAGCACCAGCCAGCCAGCUGUUUCAGAGCACAGCUCCCAUCACAGCCAUUGCAUGGGGGUUGUUGUUGUCCCAAACAGCUGGAGCCUGCCAGGUCAGAUCAGGCUGUCCUCACAGGAUCUCACCUGAAUUAUGACCUCUCAAUUCGAAGGGUUGCAGGUGUGUGUUUUUAAACAACUUUUCCCUGAGGUUGAAUGGGGUUCAGAAAUACAAAGUGAGAAAUACUGGUGGAUUUCAAUGCGGGGACAGACGGACCCCUGAUUGCUGAAUGUGUCCAGCUCUCCCUUUUUUGUUCUGGCUCAAACCCUUCCAGGGAUAGCAGAUGGCCCUGGGUGGAGGUUUCCUCCUGUGUGUGCAGCUGGAGAGAGCCAGCUUGUGCCAGUGGUGGGGGUGGAGAGUGGCCUGCCCCCCUCACGUCCUCCUUGCUUCGUGUGUGCUUUCUCAAGAGGCUCCUGUUUUUGCAUUCCAGUUUCCCUAUGUAACCCCAGCACCUCAUGAGCCGGUGAAGACUUUGCGCAGCUUGGUGAAUAUCCGCAAAGAUUCCCUUCGCCUGGUCAGGUACUGCAGACCCAAACCCCUAUGGGGUGAGACUUUUCAGGGGCCAGGGUGGAAUCACAGCUGCCUUAGCCUAUGCUCUGCUGAGGCCAAGGAGCUUAAAAUGCAGACUCUGCGAUGGGUUGGCACGGGGGUUGGGGGGGAGAGGUUUGGAAUUGUGUCUUUUUGCAAAGAAGGUGCUUAACUUGCCUUCUUUCCGUCUGAGCAUGUUGCUUGAUUUUCUGACAUUCAGAGGCUUCCUUUUUUAUUUUUUAUUGUGAACUCUUGAUUGUGAGCUGAAGAGGGAGGCUUCCUUUGUCUGCCCUGGUCUUAGUGUGCUGCUGAACAGAGCAUUUUAAGUGGGGGGUGUUUUGAGUUACAACAAAGGUUGCGCUUAAUAUCACAUUCCACACUUGCAGUGAAUAGUGAAAAUCUGGAGAAUACACAAGAUCUAGAAAGCAGGUAGUUUGAAACCUUGCUUUUGCUUGUUUCUAAUUCUGGCCAAAAUGGAGGGAUUGAGAGGGAUGGGUUGAGGGGCUUGAGGAAUCUGGGCAGGGGAACAUGAAUAGAGGCAAGAAGGCAGAGGAGUCUGUCUCCUGAAGAUCAGGUGUUUAUUAUGUAUAAUCUUAAUGUGAUAAUAUUGUUUCAUGGCAUACGUGGCUUCAGAGACCAUCUAAUAAUAAUAAUAACAAUUAAUAUGAUAAAACCAUUAAUGUAAUAAAUAUUGUGCGUAUCUUAAAAAGCAUUUUAGACAGUCCCAUCAGGAGAGCUGGAAAUGUGAUAGUUGUGAAGAUCGUUCAAGUGGGUGGGUGGUAAUAAAGAAACAGAGACGGCUCAAGGAUUGAGUUUCUGCGCCAGGUGAGAGAUUGCAGCAAGCUUAAUGUCUGAGCUCACCUGCCGUGACUCAGCCUCCCUUUACAUCAGGUACAAAGAGGACGCUGACAGCCCCACUGAGGAGAACGGGAAGCAGAAGGCCUUGUACAGCCUGGAAUUCACCUUUGAUGCCGACGCACGCGUUGCAAUAACCAUCUACUGCCAAGCGACAGAGGAGUUCAUUAGCGGCAUGGCUGUGUGAGUGCUGGGACCCUGGCAGCGAGGGGCCUUGUGGGGAGCCCGUCAAAGGGAUCAUGUGUCUUUUGGAGACAUCGUCUUCACCCACCCAUAGUUCUGUAUUAUUUUAUUUAUAAAAGUAUUUACACACAAUUGUUUGAUUUUUUAAAGCAGUUUACAACAGUAGUACAUAAAGCCAUACAAUAAAAGCCAUGUAGAAAAGUUAAAAUCAGACAUCAGAUAACUCUUGUGGAAAGAUGUACUUUUAAUUGCCCUCAUCAGCCUGGCAGAAUAGAAGAGUAUUCAGCAGGCAUUUAAAGGUUGAAACAGAAUGCGCCUGCUUGAUCUCCAGUGCCAGAGAGUUUCACAGGACUGGGCUGAUGACACUGAAGGCUCAGUUUCGUGUUGUUGUCAAAUGAGCCUUGCCAGCUUGGAGAAUGACCAGCGACACUCCUGUACAUAAUCUCCUCGAUCGAGCUGGGCUAUAAGGGAUUAGGUGAUCCCUGAGGUACCCUGGACCUAAGAUGUUCAGGGCUUUGUAAGCGAAUACAAGGACCUUGAACCUGGCGCAGUAGUAGACGGGCUUUAGCAAUGGAGCCCCAUGCUGUUGACUAGACAUUCUGCACCAGCUGGAGCUUCUGAAGCAGGUCCAAGGGCAGCCCCACAAAGAGCAUAUUGCAGUAGUCCAACCUUGAGUUACCAGCGCAUGGACUACAGUGGUCAGGCUAUCCCUGUUCUGGAACGGUUGUUGCUGGUGAACCAGGUGAAGGGAUGGGGACCUUAGCUCUCAAAUUCACCAGCUUGGCUCAGCAGAAAAAUAUAUUGCCACCCCCAAGGUCUGGCAUCCCUGCACCACUGAGACCUACACCCUGGGGUAGUUUGGAGACGCCCUUCUUUUCUUUAUGUCCAGAAACGUGCUAGCGUAGCUUGGGGUGCCAGCAGGUCCACAUGCACAUGACAUGGUUUGCUGCUGCUUCCGUUGCUUUUGGCCUGUGCUUUGCCAUGACAUGGAAGGGUGCUGGAUGUGGCCUGUGAGAGCCCAGGAGCUGCCUCCGGGUGUGAUGCUGAGCCUCUCCUCUUCUCCCUGCCCGCAGCUACAGCACAAAGAACCCUUCUCUGCAAUCGGAAACGGUGCAUUACAAGCGAGGAGUCAGCCAGCAGUUCUCGCUGCCAUCCUUCAAGAUAGACUUUUCAGACUGGAAAGACGACGAGGUGACGUUCCUGGCCUCUGACUGCCUCCCAGAUUUGGGUCUUUUAGCUUAGCAGAGUCACAUAGGCUUGUGUUUCUCCCUCCUGCCUCCCCCGUCUUAGUGAUUUUGCUCCUGGGGGUUUGGGGGGGGGGUUGAAAGCAAAGCAGUUGUGGUGUCCUCAGCUCAAGAACAAAUUUAUAAAGGUGCUGGGAAAUGAACUACAGAUCUUCCAAGGGGAGGGGCUGGAAGGAGGGAAGGAAGCUGAGUGGCUGCUUGUCCUUCCUUCCCAUCCUGUUCUGGCCUCCAGGCCAUUGUGACAACCACAAAAAAGUAUCUCCCUCCCCCCCCAAAAGGAGGGUCUUUUGACACCUUUUCCUUGGAGGAGUUCCAUAUGGAAAGCCACAGGACUCCCUACCAGCCGGACUAAUCCCUCUGUUUGCUCCUUCCUUCCAGCUGAACUUUGAUCUGGACCGCGGCAUCUUUCCCGUCGUCAUCCAGGCUGUGGUGGAUGAAGGCGACGGUAAGACACCUGCUUCCACCCUUUGCCUUCGUGCCCCGGGAAGCGGAAGCAAUUGGGCUGGCUCGGGCACCAGCAGCAGGGUUUGGCCCAGAGGCUGGAGUGGCCUUCCCAAGGGGCCAGGCUGCGCUGGAAUCAGACAGUCCUGGGAAAGGUCUCCCCCAUGCUAGGUUUUCUGUGUUGGGUCUGAGCAGGGAGCAGGAGGGGAACUGGUUUGCUGGCUCUCGGGCAGGAUUUGGCUCAUGCCACCUCCACCUUCUGUCCCCAUCUGGGACGGUCUCCUUGUUCAUAGGCGUCUUCUGGGACGCAGGAGAGGCUCUGUGCUAAAGAAGGCCUGUUCUUUAAGCCAAGCAAAAGACCCGUGUUGCUCAAGAGAUUUGGAUUGCCAGCAGUGUUAGCAGAUUAACUUCAGUGUUUCCUAUUCUUAGAAUAAUUGCGUAUCCCUUUUUGAGAAUUUAGUCUUACUGAUGUACCCUUUCUCAGGAGAAGUAUUUUUUACAUUUUGCUGAAAGCCGCCCAGAGUGGCUUGGGCAACCCAGUCAGAUGAACAGCAUAUAAAUAAUAAAAUUAAAGUUUUUUUAUAUAAAAGAAUUAUAAAGCUAUUUUUAAAAAAACAAACAUAUACUGUAAAGCUAUUUAUAAAGAAUUAUUAAAGCUACCCCACGCACUCGUUGCUAUCAUUAUUAUUAUUAAUAAAAAUUGGGUAGUUUUAAUAAUACAGUCGAACCUUGGUUUUCGAGCAGCUUAGUUCUCAAAUGUUUUGGCUCCCGGACACUGCAAAUCCAGAAGUGACUGUUCUGGUUUGUGAACUAUUUUUGGAAGCCAAAUGUCUGACAGGGCUUCUGUGGUUUCUGAUUGGCUGCAGGAGCUUCCUCAGCUGAUUUUUCUAGCUGAGAGCAAAUUCUGCUGUGAAUCCUUUGAAACCCUUUUGUGUGCCCCUGUGGAUACACAGACCACACUUUGGGAAACACUGCUCUGGUUUCAUCUGUGACACUUCAGAGAGAUAUCCCUGGGAGGGAAACAACAACUGGAGCCUUCUCUCCUUCGCCCCCAUAGUGGGAUCUCUUGUGCUGGAAGUCUUCAGCCAAGGACUGUGUGUCAAUAAAGCUGAAGACAAUAGCAAUGUUGUUUGAAGGAGCUAUUGCCUCUCCCUCUUAGCUUUUCCCAUCAUGCCGUGGGAGAGAAAACGAAAAUAUUAUCUUCUGUUUGUGUAACUGGUAGCCUGGGUCAAGAAAGGCCCCCCCCCCCCCCGCCUGUGGUCACAUGACAGUUUGAUGAAGAGGUCAGCCCAGUGGGCAGCAGCUGUGAGAAAGGCAAAUUCCAUGCCAGGGAGCAUUAGGAGCCGGAACAAAAACGGUCUAUAGCGUGAUGCCAUGUUUGGAAUCCUGGGUACGGUUCUGGUUGCCUCGCCUCAAAAAGGAAAUUACCAAGAGGCAAAAGGGUUCAGAAAAGGGCUUGGUUCAGAACCGCCUGCUGACCUCCAUCGUAUACAUUGAUUGCGCGCAACUUCUUCCUUGGUCACCUGGAAAGCUCUGCUGCCCAUGUGACCAUUUGGGUAGCCUAUGCAGCUGGGCUGGUGGGAAAUCCCGACUCUUGAGAGUCCUACCGCUGGAGGAGUCAGGCCCCGGUCCUCCUCCCUUGGAGCCUGGCCUGAUGGGGCGUUUGGGCUGCCUGUCGCCUUGCCCCUGAUCUCAUGGGCCUUCCGCUUUCCCCGCAGUUGUCGUGGAAGUGACUGGCCAUGCCCACAUCCUCCUGGCUGCCUUUGAAAAGGUAAGAAGCCCCCCUUUGCCCCAUCUGAGCAGGAGAUGGCUUUGAGUGGUUGCUGGACUAACAUCGCUGGCAGAGGGGCGAGACAUUGCUUUGCCUUCUCUGUGGCUCCAGCCUCUCUUGCAAGGCCGCUUUUCGCACCUCUCUUGCCCUGUUCUGUUUGGUGCUUUGAAUGGGAAAAUCUGCAGAAUCUGAGAGCUUGGAUUGUGUAAACAGAAUAAAUCCUGAAAAUGCAAGUGGGUCUGUGCAUAGAAGGAGGGGUUUGCUUAGCAAGCGGCUGAAGACUUUUCAUAUUAAAUGUGCCAACCUAUCUCUCCUGUGUCUUUUCCCCUCAUCAGCAUGUGGAUGGCAGUUUCUCAGUGAAGCCUCUGAAGCAGAAGCAGAUCGUAAGUCUUUGUCUGUCUGCAAGGAUGCGGCUUAAUCUUGUUUUUUAAGCUGUAUUUCAAUCAAUUGUUUUUAUAUUUGGUGUAAGCUGCCCUGAGCCCGGUUUUGGCUGGGGAGGGCAGGGUAUAAAUAAAAUUUAUUAUUAUUAUUAUUAUUGGCAGAGGUGCUGGCUGACAUCCCAGAGAGGCCUGACCCCUUUCCCACUACCCAACUUAGUAGGGCCCAUUGGAUUUACUGCACUGAGAACGUGUAAUACAAAUACUUAGAUUUUUUAAAAAGGAGGUUUAGGCAGAUUCACAGACGAUAAAGUUCUCCGUGGGUACUAGGCAUGAUGUCCGCAGGAUGUGCCUCUGAAUCAGUACCAUUUGCUGCGAGUCCCAAAUAAGAACAUCAGAAGUGCCUGUGUGCUGGAUCAGGCCAAUGGCCCAUCUAGUCCAGCACCCUGUUCUCACAGUGGCCGACCAGGUGCCUGUUCUGGAAGCCCAAAGGCAGGACUUGAGCUCUCCCCCACCCCUUUCAAGCAACCAAUGUUCGGGUGCAUGGUCUUCUGACAGUGGGGGUGCAACAUGGCCAUUGUGGCAAGUAGCCAUUGAUGUGUUGUUCCUCCACUGCACUGCCUAUGGGCUUCCCAGAGUUGUCUGAUUGGCCACUCCGAGGACAGACUGUGGGGCCACAUGCGCUUCCUUUGGCUUAGCCAGCAGCUGCCAGGUUCUUCUGACUUGUGCUUAUGCUCAAUGAAGAGCACAUUGCUGCCCUUUUAUUAUUCUGGUUUUGGUUUCCAACCUGUUUCCAUCCUUGUUUCUCAUUUGCCUUAGAUGGUUGUUUCUUCAUGUUUAGUUUUCAGCUGUGUAUUUGUAUCAUGUUGUGUUUAACUUCCAUUGCAAGCCGCCUAGAAUAUCCUAGUGUAAAUAAUAAUAAUAUUAGUAGUAGUAGUAGUAGUUAAGAGUAACGAUUAAAAAAGAAGCAAGCAGCAUUUCCUGCUUCCCCACAGGUGGACCGGGUCAGUUACCUGCUUCAGGAAAUCUAUGGCAUUGAGAACAAGAACAAUCAGGAGACUAAGGUGAGGAGGGAGUGAGGGAGGGGAGGCCAUCAACUCUCCCAGGGCUGCAAGGCAGUCAAAGACCAUGAGAGGAGCGCAUUCCUCUGUCUAAAAGGGGAGUAAGCAGAGAAUCUCCCUUGAACGUUCCCUUUUGAGGCUUUUGCUCUCCAGGGGGAGAGAAGUUGUCUAUUGACCAACAGCAACAGCUCAGAGCUGUGGCUUUCUUCCGGCAUCUGCUUAAGCCAAAUCCUGCUUGUGAGUGUGUGCCUCCCAAGUCUGAAAUUUUGGGGCUUUGCCUGUUCUAGGUGGGGUUGAUCUUGCCACCUGCUGCCAGUAGUGUUGGGUUGGGUGGUUCUGUCUGUCAGAGUCCUGAAAGGGGCCCCUGGAUUUCUGCGGUACAGCGAGGGUUCUGACUGCUGAGCUGGGCCACAGGAGCACCCAGUGAGUUCUCUGUCUCCCUCUCCCCCCACUGCAGCCCUGUGACGAUGAGAACAGCGACAACAGCAACGAGUGCGUGGUGUGCCUCUCCGACCUGCGGGACACCCUCAUCCUGCCCUGCAGGCACCUUUGCCUCUGCAACUCGUGUGCCGACACCCUGCGCUACCAGGCCAACAACUGCCCCAUCUGCCGCUUGCGUGAGUAGCAGGGGGGUGGGGUGGGGUGGGGCAGAGGUGAGGGAAGAAGCCCUUUGCAGGCCAGGAGGAGACCAGCAAACCUGGGGCUUGAAGCACAGAGACCCUUCUCCAUCUUUGAUCACACUGGGCAGCUUUUCCUCUGGGGGCUGCCAUUCUCAUUGCAUGGAGCAGGCUUGUUUUCUGCUGCCAGCGGAUUCGGCAGCCAGCGGAUUCAGUUCUCAAGAAUGGAGAUUCCGACUAAGCAUUAGGAAUAAUUUCUGGAGGCAAGAGGCGUUCGACAGUGGGAAGGACUCACAGAACCCACAACUCCCCUGGGUGGUGGCAGUCUCUUCCAUUGGAGGUUUCUAAGUGGAGGUCCGAUGGCCAUUUGUCAGGGAUUCUUCAACUGCGAUUCCUGCAUUGCAGGGGGUCGAUGACCCUCGGGGUCCCUUCCUACUCUACAGUCCUAUGAUGCCCGGGGGGGGGGGCACAUUUGUUCCCCCUGCUCAGUGAAACUCAUGGGAAGUCCUUUGCUGGUGGGUAGGGAUGGAGCAGGGAAACAUGAGCUCCGUGGAUUCACUUUCUGUGGUAUAGCAAGGUGCACAUGCCUUGCCACACGAGCACAGGAGGAGCAUUGCAGGAUUCCAGGUUCGGUGCCCGUGCCCAUUUCUGAGGCCCGUGCCUUUAAGGGGCUCUGCUUGGGCAGCAGCUGAUCUGCCUUGGCACCUGGAAAGGUUGUGUAAGUCAAAGCCGCCUGUCUCCCUUUGCAAGACCAGCUGCUGUGUUCCCCAGUCAACGUGGCUAGCAUGUGGCUUUGGGAUCCCGACUCCCAGAGGAAUCUGCCCACAGCCCAACCCGUAGGAGGCAAAUAUGAUGUGCCUUGCCCCUGGCAGAUUUUGGGCGCAAGAGAUGAGACUGGGCUCCUCUUGCCUUCCCCCCUCAGCCUUCCGAGCCCUGCUGCAGAUCCGAGCCGUGAGGAAGAAGCCCGGGGCCCUGUCUCCGCUCUCCUUCAGCCCCGUCCUGGCACAGACCCUGGACCACGACGAGCAUUCGGUGAGCAGCAGCCUCAGGCGUCCGGGAGGGGUCAGCAGAAGGGGUGGUUUCACUCCCAAAGCACACUUGAAGCACUGGGGUUGGGGAGGAUGCAUCUCUCUGUGUGGGGUGGAGGGGAGUUGGUUUGGGUUCUGGGCAGAUGCUCAUCCCCACUUUUUCUGGGGGCUCCAGGUGGCCUUUUCUUCUGAGCCUUGGCUGUCCCUCCCAGGUAAUGGGGGGGAUGGGGUCAGCCUGCCUCGUAGAAGGACAGGAAGCCAUAAAACUAGCAAAGGAGAGAGACAGGGAAGGAGGAAGAGAAGGUGUGUUGCUAUCCCGGUGGAUGGGAAUAGCUGUUUUCUUUUGUUUUCUUACUACUACUAAUUUAUAUUCUGCCCACCCAACUGAGUUGCCCCAGCCACUCUGGGCAGCUUCCAAACAUUUAAAACACAGUAUCCCCCCUUCCCUCCAUCCGGGUGCCCAUGGCAGUGGCUUACAGCCAGCCUCCCACCUGGGCUCCGCUCAGCCCCAGGCCUGCUGAGCUUUAGCCUGUGCCUCCAGACUCUCCCCUGGGACUGUUGCACAACCCUAAGAGCCCCCAGCUCAAUUGGCCAGAGAAACAGAACCUGAGAUGCCCUUCUGAAGACAAAGAACAGCAACAAGAACGGUCAUUCUUCACAAAAGUGACUUGAAGCAACUUACGGAGAUCAACUCAUUGCUAAAAAUAAGGCCAUAACAAGAGCCUGCUGGAUCAGGCCAGAGGGGGCCCAUCCAGUCCUGCCUCCUGUUCUCCCAGUGACCAACCAGGUGUCCCUUGUGGGGAACCUGCAAGGAGAACAUCAGCUCCAGAGCCCUCGGCCUACUGUGGUUUCCAGCAACGGGUUCAGAAGUCUUGCUGCCUCCGACUUUUGAGGAAUUGCCCAGCAGCCACUAAGAGCCCUCUUUUCCUUCAUGAAUUUGUCCAGCCCUCUUUUAAAGCCAUCCAAGUUGGUGGCCAUAAGAUGUUUCCUAUCCCGAUAAGGAGUGUGAGAUUUUGGGAAGAUUUCAAACUGCUUAUUGUGGUUCUUGUUAUUUUUCUCUCUGGUGUUUUUGUCGUCCUUAAAUGUUGUAAGCUGCCUUGUAAAGAGUUAAUCUUAAAAGGUGGCGUAUAAAUGUGUACAUUAAUUUCAUGGCCCUCUGUGGGUGUCUUCUAGUGCCAGGCAGUGUGUUUAGCUGCAAUUCCUGCAGUGGGGGUUGGACUGGGUCACCCUGUGACUCCCUUCCAGUCCUGCAGUUCUGUGAGGGCAGAGCUAAAGAGGCCUCAAUGCUGUAGGGAUCAAACUGCAACGACGGAUGGCAGUGGCUGAGCUUUUGUUUUCUUCUUCUCCCUGCAGUGUUCGGACAACAUCCCUCCGGGCUAUGAGCCCAUUUCUUUGCUGGAAGCCCUGAACGGCCUGCGCUCCAUCUCCCCCUCCAUCCCCUCCGCUCCCCUCUACGACGAGAUCACCUACACGGGGGUCCUGGACGGGCUUCCCCUCUCUGGAAGACCCCUGGUGGGGCUGGACCGAGCUGUGGAGAGCAGCCACCAGAAGAGCAAGCGCAGCAAAUCUCCAGACAGGUGAAAUCUUGUGGAGAAGCCUCUUUGGAUCGCUCCCUCUCGCCCUCCCCUACGCCAAGUCCAAACCUUCCUCUGCUUCUCCUCUGUCCAACGCCUGAAGCUCAGGGCUCCUAGUGCCUUUGCCUCUCGCCCCAGAGUCAAUCCCCCUGCCAUGCGAGCCGCUGCCAAUCCUCUGGGUCGCAGCUGUGUCUCUUGUUCUCUGCAGCACCCUCCGGUCUCCCUCGUCACCCAUCCACGAAGAGGAUGAGGAGAAGCUUUCGGAGGACUCAGACUUGCCACUCAGUGGGACGGAGCUCGUGCUGCAGGAGGGCAGCUCCCCAGAGGUGAAUCUCUCUCUCUGUCUGUUUGUCUGGCUCCUGCCUCUUUGCUAAGCCUGGAGUGGCCUGCUGAUGGGGUCAGGCUUGGGGCUGCUGUGAGCCUUGCUGAGUUGGCAGCCUCAGAAAGGUGCCUGCCUGCUGCCUGUUCCUGCUGACAGCUGAGCAACCGCAAGAGCUCCUUGGCCAAGUUGGACUGUGUGUGUGUGUUUGUGUGCAUGCGCAAACUGACAAGUGGAGGUGUCUGGUUCUGUGUCGUCUUGCAGUAAGUUGUAGGUUUUACUGGCACCGGGAGGUGGCCAGUAAACAGCAGGUGGGCUGUUUGGGCCGCCCACCAUGAGCUGCUAGAGCUGGAUGCUCCCGUGGGUGGUCCUGAUCACCCGUCCCCUUCCCCUCCCACACCCCACCCUCAUCGGCUCCUGGGGUCCCGUCCGCACUCCAGGGGAGAGAUGAGCUGCUUUUGCCCUCUGCUUGCAGCAGUGCUGAUGGCUAGGGAAGGGGAGAAGCCCUCUUGAUGUUGGGCAGCAGACCACUCUCCCCAAGGGCUCUGGCAGGGGCCUCGCUCCCCACCAAAUGUGAUGAUUGAGGAGGAAGGACCCCCUUUGGACUUCCUCGCCGUCACGCUGGGAAGAAGCACCCCCUCCAUUGCUGGCUUCUGCUCUGUUCCUCCCCAUAACAGCCUUGCUUAGCACACCAGUCCCUUCCCACGGACUUCCGGAGCCUCUCCCCAGACUGAGGGAAACAGUAGCUCUUUUUCCUUCUCCAUUGACUUGUCAGCCUAGGAAGCUGAGCGCAGCCUGGCUACCAGAUCAGGGGAUUUUCCACCGGGUGUGGAGGGGCAGUAUUGCCUCUCUAUCUCCCCGCUGGCCUUUGGUGCCCGGGCUCCCACUUCCACGCAGCUGCCGCUUGGACCUGGCUGGAAACUGUCGGGCCCAGAAUGUUUUCUCUUGACUUUCCAGAUUUGGGGGGGCGGGGGGGGGCAACAGUCAUCCAGAGAGGCAUUGGCAGCAAUCUUCCCAUAUUUAGGCCGGUGCUUGAACCCUUGUGAUUUUUAUUCACAAUUUGUAUUCCCGCUUACAUGUCAUCUUACUGGGUUUUGUGUCUUAUUUUUAUUUUAUUUCUAUGUGCUAAGCCUUUUUUGUCAUUGUGGUCACCUGCUUUGAAUAUACUUUUCUAUAGGAAAGCUGGGCAUACAUUUUACUAAACCAAAAAAUUGCCCUUUCCCCCCUUGAGACCCCCAGGUGUCUCUUUCAAUGGGAUCCGGAGCAAACCUAUUUUCUGCACGAAAACAAAACUCCCUGCUCUGGAAGGGUGCUGGUUUCUGCCCAUUUGGAAAGCAAAGCAGGGGCCUGUUUAGCCACCCUCCUCCUUUGCAGAAAUGAGACCCUUUUCUUUUUCUCCUCCUCCUCCCGUCUUUCUAGAGCCUGACAGCGGAAGAAGCAGAGGCAGCCAGCCCCCUGCAGCAAGGUGAGCUCUGGCUGGGCCUGUGGGGGGGGGGAGUAUCCUUACCCUCUGGCCUGACCCCCUCCUGGGUAUAUGUCGUGUCUGUGCUCUUGAACAUGGGCCUGGAAAGAACCCCACUGCUAGGACUGGCCCCCCGGAGGGGCAGCUUGGGCAAAGUGGAGCAGCCACGAGAGCAACGUGUGGAGGUUAGAGUGCUGUACUAGGACCUGGGAGAGACCACGCUCCACGAAGCUCACUGGCUGAGACCUUGGGACUGUCUCUUUUGGCUUUACCUACCUCUCAGGGUUGUGGGAAUUAAACGAGAAGGGCAGGAGAACUAACAGAUAAAAAUGUUGGCUAUUUCGUAGAUGAGUUGGGCUGCAGAAGGCGUGCUGGGGAGACCACACAUUCAAGAAACACAAAAGUAACUUUUGCUAGGUUUUAAUAACAAAAACAAAAACUCAUUUUACACUAAAUUACAAUAUAUCCAUAAGCAUGACCCAUCCACCAGGGUACUGAGAGAGCGACAUACUGCUCUUUAUAUAAACAGCUUAGUUACCACAACUUAACAGCACCUUCUAUACUGCUUCACAGCUGUAGGUCACAUUAUUUGCUCUGGCCUUUAAAGAAAUACACAUCUUGUGGAACAAUAAUGAACCUUCAAAUUUAAAGAGACCAUUCAACAAAGAAAUGCAGAAAUGUGAAGGCCUUUGGUAAACCCUUGAUCUGGGGGCCCCCGGCCAAGGCGAGGGAGUGGCAGCAUGCCAAGGCGCUGAGGCUUCCCCUUCUUUCUCCCUCUCGCAGGUGCCCAGCCUCCCUCUGUGGAGGCCCUUGUCCAGGAAGGCAGCAGCAGCAGCAGCACCUGUGACCCCAGCAGCCUCCCCAUCCUGGAGAGCGACCUGCCAGCGGACGUCUACCUGCCAGGUAACGUCGAAAGGAGCCCUCGGUGGUGACUGGCGCUUCCUUUCCCUCCGCUGAGAGGGGGAUGAUGCCCUCGCUUGGCCAAGAAGGAAGGGCCCUGACCCCUCUGUCCCCCGUCCCCCCAGCUUCACGCGCCGUCCUGGCUUUUCCUGCUCCUGCACCCAGCGCCCGGCUGCCUUUACAUCACUGCUGCUCUCUGUGUGGCAGCCAUGGCCCUGUUCUGUACGUCCAUGCCACGCAGGCCCUGUCCGUGUGGCACAAGGAGGAGGGCAAUUGGGAACGGGGGCGGGGGGGCGGGAAGCACAUGCAGAGGGGGCCAGAAGAGGCUCAGAGGCAGAGGGUGAGGCUCGUGGUGGGUUGCAGAAGAGGCCUCCGCCCCGCUGUCGGGCACCGCCCGCUGCCCACAGCAAGGGGGGUGUCUGUCCGUCCGUCUGUCUUUUCUGACCACUUUUUCUAACGUCUCCCCCCUUUCUGUCUGCCCCGCCUGGGCAGCCCUCGGCCUGGACUCCUGCUCUGUUGGGAUAGAGGAGUAAGCUGGUACGUCUCGUCUUUCCUCCCUAUAUGCUGGCGGGGGCCUCUUGGGAGGGCGGGUGGGGAAGGGCAGCCAGAAGUGGGGCAAGGGGGCAGAGGAGAGAGGGGGGCUGCAGUGGGGAGGGGGCUGAGAUGCGCAGGGCAGCUUCCGCCCUGCUGUUGGCGGUCUCUUUCAGCGGCCAGCACCCACCUCGGGGUGCCUGAGUCGGGCGCCCUGCCUUGCUUCUUGCUCCCACCCUAUGCCUGGGGGGCAGGAGGGCUGAGAGGGGCAGCAGCAGCAGGGCUCCUGAGCCGGCCUCUUUCUCUCCCCCCCCCCCCCCAAACCGCAGGAUCUUCUGACUUCGCUGGCACCCUCCCUGGCCGUGGGACCAGCCAAUCCGGGCAGCCCUUCCUGUUCAACAAUCCCCGCCUCUGCGUGGAAAGCGGGCAGAGCCCGUCCUGAGCGCCUGGCUCGGGGUUCGAAAGUCGCUGCCACCGAGGUGCUCACAAUGCCAAACGCCCGGGGCAUCCUCUGGGGCGGCUCCUCUUCCUGCCUGCCUGUGGGGAAGCAGCCCCCUCUGCCUCCCUUCCUCUUCCACCAGCGAAGGAUCCUCUACAGGACACGGGUUCCGAUGCUGCGGCACGAGACAGACGUUCCCCCUCUGCGGGGCUCAGCCUCGGACCAGGACUCUCUCCCCCCUCCCUCCAAGGGACUCUUCUGUGUCUUUGUACAGAAAUGCAUGAUAUUCGGUGCCCCCCCCCCCCCACAUUGGCCUGUGAGGCUGGUGUGAUGGAAAAGAUUUCCUCCUGCCUUGCUGUGCUCUCUUCCUGCCCCCCCAACCCUCUUUGGACAUAUCUGUUGGCCCCUUGGCCUUUUUAACCCCCUGCCUCUGAUUCCCCCCCUCCUGCUUCCCAGCCUGCCUGCUCUGCUCCCGGCCAGCACUUGGGGCUCCUGGCAGAACCCCCCAUCUAGGCACAUGGGGCGGGGGGGGGGCUUCUUCCUGCUCCUGCAGAAAGGGAAAGUGGGUCAGGCCCAAGGCACUUGCUGCCCCCCCCCCCCAUGGACUUCCUGCCAGGGGGGUGGCUGGACUCUAGAGAGGAAGCCAGCGAGGGGCGGGAGGGACUCAGCUGGAAGUGGCCUGAGGCUCCCCACUGGGACCUGCGUCUUCUGCCCCACAGCUACCCCCCCUCCACCCCCACGACCUGCUGCUUUCCUGCAGGAGGCAGAGCCAACCUGGGGGGGGGGCACUUUUGCUGGAGGGUGACGCAGAACCUGCUGCUUCCUCUCUUGCCCUGAGGCCGGGGCAUCUGGUGGGGCCCCCUUGUGCUGCCUGUGGCACCGAGCAGGAGCCUGUUCGCCCCCACCUUGAGCUCCACGGUUUGGGGCUGUGCCCAGGUGGCCUUGUGCCUUCUCCUCCUCCUCUUCCUCCCUCCCAACUGCUUCACCCAGAAGGCGGUGGGGUGAGGGGUGUCCUAGCUGCCUGAGGGGCUGCCAGCUGCUUCCUUGCCCACCCCAAACUGCCGCCUUUGAGGGGGCCACUCUCUUUCCAGGCCCAGAGGGCAGAGCUGGGCCAAUGUGUUUCUAUAUUUAUAGUAAUAAACCCCUCCUGUGUCAGUCUGGUUGA
Podarcis lilfordi (Lilford's wall lizard) is the source of this 17268-nucleotide messenger RNA. The record is from the annotation of a GenBank genome assembly. Lineage: Eukaryota; Metazoa; Chordata; Lepidosauria; Squamata; Lacertidae.